CAAUCCUUUGCGCUUCCUUUUCCAGCAGCCUGCGAUCAUGGCGGACGAGGUAGCGGAGCAGCCACUGGACCAGAAACCAGUCCACGGCCGGGAGCUGAACGGCGAGGCGGAGGUCAUAGACGGGGCCGACCCGGCGGAGGAGACCACGAAAAAGAAGAAGAAAAAGAAGAAGAAGAACAAGUCUGCCACGACAGGCACUGAGGCGGAGACGGAUGGAGUGACCGAAGUGACUAAACAGCUGGAGAAGCAGGCGAUAGAGGAUAAAGAGAAGGAGGAAGAAGGCGAGGAAGAUGGCGAUGACGGAGAAAACUCUGCAGGGAAAAAGAAGAAGAAGAAAAAGAAGAAGAAAGGACCCAAAUCUCAGACUGAUCCUCCGUCUGUACCCAUCUGUGACUUAUACCCUAACGGAGUUUUCCCCAUCGGACAGGAGUGUGAAUACCCCCCCGUUCAGGAUGGUCGCAGUGCAACCUCACGUAUGACCAUGGAGGAGAGGAGGGUGCUGGACAAAGCCAACGAGGAGGUGUGGAGCGACUUCAGACAAGCGGCCGAGGCCCACAGACAGGUCCGCCAACACGUCCGCAGCUUCCUCAAACCUGGGAUGACCAUGAUCGAAAUCUGCGAGCGGUUGGAGGACUGUUCUCGUAAGCUGAUCAAGGAGAACGGGCUGAACGCCGGCCUGGCCUUCCCCACCGGCUGCUCCCUGAACCACUGCGCCGCCCACUACACCCCCAACGCCGGCGACCCCACCGUCCUGCAGUACGACGACGUCUGCAAGAUCGACUUCGGCACUCACAUCAACGGCCGAAUCAUUGACUGUGCCUUCACCGUCACGUUUAACCCAAAGUACGACAAGCUGCUGGAGGCCGUGAAAGACGCCACCAAUACCGGAAUCAAAAACGCCGGCAUCGACGUGCGCCUGUGUGACGUCGGAGAGGCGAUUCAGGAGGUGAUGGAGUCCUACGAGGUGGAGCUCGACGGCAAAACGUACCAAGUGAAGCCGAUCCGAAACCUGAACGGUCACUCGAUCGGUCAGUACAGGAUACACGCCGGGAAGACGGUGCCCAUCGUAAAAGGAGGAGAAGCAACUAGAAUGGAGGAAGGAGAGGUUUAUGCUAUUGAGACUUUCGGUAGCACAGGGAAAGGUGUGGUCCACGACGACAUGGAGUGCUCCCACUACAUGAAAAACUUCGACGUCGGCCACGUCCCCAUCAGGCUGCCCAGAGCGAAGCACCUUCUGAACGUGAUCAACGAGAACUUCGGCACGUUGGCGUUCUGCCGCCGCUGGCUGGACCGCCUGGGCGAGAGCAAGUACCUGAUGGCCCUGAAGAACCUGUGCGACCUGGGCAUCGUGGACCCCUACCCUCCGCUCUGCGACACCAAGGGCUGCUACACCGCUCAGUUCGAGCACACCAUCCUCCUCAGGCCCACCUGCAAGGAGGUGGUGAGCCGAGGAGACGACUACUGACACCCCCCCACCACCUCCACCCAAUCUGACCCUACAACACCACCGAGACGCCCCCCCCACCCCCACCCCCACCCAUCCCACCUUCACUACCACACUGCACCUCCAGACCCCGUUAGAGAAAGAGCUUCUAAAACAGGACGUCUCAGAGAAGCACCACUCACAGCUUUAAGGAAGGAGGAGCUGCCUUCUGAAAGUUCACCAUCCGCAGAUAAUACGAAGCCAAACAAGCCAACACGUUUCUGUCGGAGGACCGCAUUUUUGCAAAAAUAUGAAAAGUUUUAACUGUUAAACAGUUAAGAUUGUAUUUAAGCUACUGCUGAAUUUAACGCCCAGUAUUCAAACAGAAGGUGACCGCGGGGGGGAAAACCUCUUAAGCCUCCCUUUCAUUUUCAGUUUCUACGGCUCCACUCUGAGCCUCCAGUUACCUCAGUGCUCCAUUUAAAUUAAGCACCGAGGAUGCUGGCAGCUUUAAGACGUGGUCAGGCGGAUGCAUGGCCAAAAAAUUCAAGGGUCAGGGGUGUUGUAGUAAUAAACGCCGUCUUCAUACAGACACCGUGAACCUGCAAGCUGUACGUUUGGCUUCUGUCGCUACGGGAGGGAACGCUGCACUCUGGCCCUCCAGUCAUUGUUUCUUUGAUAUUUGUAAAAUAUCCUCGAAAUGGCUGCUGUAUGGCCACUGUAUGUUCACAAUUAAAAAGGCUUCAUUUUGAACUCCCUUAAAUAAAAAAAAAAAAUGUUUUUGUAAGAAAAAAAAAGAAAGAUGAUUAAAAUAAUUUUGCUCAUUGUGGGAUGACUAUUCUGAUGUUUCUGAUCACAAAACCAAAACAAGUACUUGAAUGUACUGAUAUCUGCAACUGGAACAAUUAAAGCAAUUCUGAUCACUGGAAUAGUUAUAUUUUCAGGAAAUAUC
This is a messenger RNA of Mugil cephalus (flathead mullet), 2375 nucleotides long. RefSeq names its product methionyl aminopeptidase 2a (gene metap2a). The transcript is spliced from 11 exons. Lineage: Eukaryota; Metazoa; Chordata; Actinopteri; Mugiliformes; Mugilidae. The record is from RefSeq and is a predicted model, not a curated record. The coding region runs from base 38 to 1465 and encodes 475 amino acids. Gene Ontology annotation, molecular function: metalloaminopeptidase activity. Gene Ontology annotation, biological process: proteolysis.